Molecule: messenger RNA, 2546 nt
Organism: Chlamydomonas reinhardtii
Lineage: Eukaryota; Viridiplantae; Chlorophyta; Chlorophyceae; Chlamydomonadales; Chlamydomonadaceae
Exons: 5
Coding region: 256-1986 (576 amino acids)
Biological process (GO): transmembrane transport
Molecular function (GO): transmembrane transporter activity
Source: RefSeq, a predicted model, not a curated record
UCCGAUGGCAUCGUCAGCUAUGCCAUUGGUCCUUGUUCCAAAGUUUGUUGGUUAUCCAGUUGCAAUAGUGGUUCAUUACUGUUCCAGCGUGCUAAGAAUAACACUCUUCUUGUCGCGAAACAACGUUCGCAACAUCCUCGCCCUGUGCCUGCGCGUUCAAUCUUUUACACUUUGACCAUGGUUUCUAAUCAAUGGUAGCAUCUUGUGCAUAGUAAUGCCAAACUGAAGUAAUCCUGCGAGCUGCAAAUGACUGCGAUGAGCCAGGGCGGAGUGAACGCCGCGCCUGCGCUCGGGCAGGUUGCCGUAACUGUUGAAACAGACGCAUACGGUGAUGUCAGUGUGUCUGGCGCGCCGGCUUCAUCGGCAGCGGGGCUCAAACCGCUGCCACCCACACCACAAGCGGCGUCCGCUAUGAGCUGGCGACGACGGUGGCUAAACAUCCUGGGGUUGUCCAUGGGAUGGUGCCUGCAGGUCUCCAUCAUCUUCAUCCAGCUCUCCACCUCCACCCUCGCCGCACGUGCCUACGGCGGCGACGCCGUGUCCACCCUCCCCGCCGGAAUCAUGAUGGCAGCAGCCACCCUCACCGCCACCCCCGGCACCCUCCUAAUGCGAACCAGGGGUCGGCGGGUCGUCAUGCUCGCCCCCGGGCUCGCCGCCGUCGUUGGCGCUGGCCUCAUGGCGGUUGCCGCCAACUACCAACUGCUGUGGCUGUUGGUGGUUGGCAGCAUUCCGUUGGGCGUGUCGUUCGCUCAGGCGAACAACCUGCGGUUUGCGGCCCUGGAGUUUGCGCCGGCGGGCUCGGAGCCGCAGGCGCUGUCGCUUGUGGUGACGGGGGCGGUGCUGGCGGCGGUGGCUGGGCCGGAGGUGGCGAGGCACACACGCAACGCCAUGGAUCCGGCCUAUGUCGGGACCUACAUCUACAUGACGGGGCUGGCCGUGUUGUACGUGGUGCUGGUGUGCGUGCUGGAGUUCCACCGCACGCCGGAGCUGGUGGAGGAGAAGGCCGCCGCGGCGGCGGCCGCAGCCGCAGAUAAAGCCGCCGCGGCAGAUGCGGCUAAAGCCGCCACACGCCUGAACAAGGCGGGCACGGCGCUGUCGCAGAGCAGCGACAGCAGUGACGCCAGCGACAGCGACCCUUCUGGCACUGCGGCCGCAGGGCGGCAACAGCGGCAGCGCCAGCGGUCGCCGCUAGCUGUAGCAGACGCAUCAGGUGCCGCCACGCCCAGCACGGAGCCUGCUGAACCAGCAGCGGCCCUGGCCGUGCCGCCACAGCCGCCGCCGCCGCCGCAGCCCCAACACCCCCAGCACCCGCACCCUCUUCCUCCGCACCCUUCUCUUCCUCCUCCGCAGCCGCCGCCGCCGCCGCCGCAGCAGCACCGGCCGCUGCGUGCGCUGUUCCUGACGUCUGGCUACCUGGUGCCUGCGGCGACGGCGGCUGUGGCGUACGGCGGCAUGGCUGGCCUCAUGACGGCCAGUCCACUGGCGCUCAAGGACUCGGGGUUCGACUUUGGCGAGACCACACAGGUGAUCCAGGUGCACAUCCUGUGCAUGUUUGUCCCCUCGCUGUUCACGGGCCACGUGAUCCAGCUGGUCAGUGCGCGCUGGACCAUGGCGCUGGGGGCGCUGCUGCAGCUGGGCGGCAACGCGGUGUUCUUCGCGGGCCGCUCCCUGGGCAUCUACUUUGCCGGCAACGCCGUGGUGGGUCUGGGCUGGAACUGGGCGUAUGUGGGCGCGUCGGCGCUGGUGGCCGUGUCCUACCAGCCGCAGGAGAAGUUCCUGGCGCAGGGCGUUCUUGACUGCGGUGUGCUGUUGGCAACGGGCAUUGCGGUGGUGCUAGCGGGCGUGCUGUAUGCUGGCAUCGGCUGGACGUCCUACAUAAGCUUGUUCAUGGGAGUGAAUGGGUUCAUGGUGGCGAUGGAUGUCUGGCUGCUGCUGCGGCUGGAGCUUCCCCGGGUGGCGGCGGCCAUGAGGCGCGGCAGAGUAUGAAGCACGACAGCGCGUAGCAGGAGGGAUGGGCGUAGCGAGCUUAAGGACCUGGAAGCGGCGGAAUGUUAGGGUUAUUGCUUAAGAAACGAAUGUGAUAUGACAUAACAACAAAGUAAUGUUGGCGGUGGGUGUGAAGCGGGAAGGGCCUACGUGUGCCUCCUGAGCUUACGUGCUGGCGGGUGUCCUAUCGGCAAUCUGGGGUGGACGUAAGUCCUAUGUGAGCCUGUUUAUGGGCGUGAACGGUCUGAUGGUAGCCAUAGAUGCUUAGCUGCUGAGGCGGCUGGAGUUGCAGGCAGCAGCAGCUCACGGCGAGCGAGGGGGACCACGUGCGUGGAUUCGAGAGUGUAUAUGGGACAUGAAAAGUGUCACGGGUCGGUGACUGGGAAGUGGGAGGUCGAGGUAGGCGUCAGGUGGGCCUCAGGUAGCCCGCUGCCGUGACGGAUUCUUUUCUUCAUCCUUAACCGUCAUGCUUUCGUCGAGCGCGUGUAGCGAGUGUUUGAGGAGGGUGGGAGGGAUGUCUGGGCGAGCCAUCCAGGGCAUCGGGGUCGGAGACGCAUCCA